AACACAUGGAUCACCUUUUAUUAUUCUAGUCAUUUUCUACAAUCUGUGACCUCUAGUCUUAGCCGUGACCCCUGAACAAUAUCUAAAUGCCAUGGCAACUGAGUGUACAGAACCUAGUCCAUGUGACCUUUCAACUUUGGCCCUGAGUCACCCAACAGAGGAAACAACUGAUCAAGUUGACAGUCAGGGCAACAUUAACCUUGGGAGGUUGUCUCCAACCAGCCAAGGGGUUGUUUAGCCAAAUAGUUCAACUCCUUCGCAGUCACAAAGCAAAGAUAGGAGUAGAUCACCAAGGCCGUCCAGUCAUACAGUAUGAAGAUACACAUAAACCUGUGUACUGGGAUCCUUCCAAUGCAAACGUCAUUACUACCCCAAAAGUUGGGGAUCAUCAACGGAAGAUUGAUGCUUGUUUAGAACUUAUUGAAUACCUUAAGAAAAACAAAAACCCUUCAGGAGUGAAUCUGGAUCGUUCAAAGAUAAGGCCUAGCAAAGGCAAUUGGUAUGAAGAAGGUUCAGAGUUUGAGAAAACACAGAAUAUUUUGGGUACAGGCAACUCAGCAGGUGACAUAUUUGUGCUGAAGGACAAAAAGACGGAGACUGAGCAUGCUCUGAAGACAAUCAUGAUAUCAGUAUUUCGCAAAGAAGAAAUCGAAGCCUGGGUUGAUCUGGAUAAAACCGGUAUCGCUCCAAGUCUCUACCUCUUCAGAAUCGAAGGAAACAAAGUCCAUAUCCAUAUGGAGAAAUUAGAAAACGUGGUCACUUUGCGAGAGGUUAUUGAUUCUCACAUGGACACCAUCAGAGCCUCCAACCCAGCACUUGUCCGGCCUUUCUCCCUGUGUGUUUUCCAUGGAGUUCUAUCUGCUGUCCAAAAAAUGCAUGACAACAACUGGACACACAAGGACUUGCAUGCUGGAAAUAUGCUGCUCCAAAAAGAAUCUGAUUGCUCCAUUAAAGUUCGCAUUGUGGAUUUUGGAUUAGCGUCUAGACUAGAUGUAAAGGGAGGAUUGGAGGGUUUGCGCUCUGACAUAAAAGAAUCAGUCCGUAAAUUCACAGCUCUAUAUGCAGGCCAAGAGUUCAACAGCCAAAGGGAUUUGGAUGAUGCUCAGACCUGGAAAUCUGACCUGGGUGAGGUGGCAGACCUCCUUCAAUUAAGUGAACAGCAAAGGAUAGAGCUAUUCAGCUUGGUUGACAGUACUCUAGCCAUUGUUGCAGCAUCACAAACACAGAAUGUUGUGAAGGAUGUCCAGAACAAAAUGGAUGAUACAGACCAGGACAAGGUGAUGAAGGAAGUUGUGCCAAUCCUGUUUCCUCUAUGUGAUGUCUACCAGCCCGUUCAUGACGGAGGACAUAGUACCAUUGACUCAAGUGAAAAAGAUUUAGCAGACGGCAGAUUUUGUUCAAAAGAAACAAUGGAUGCAGAUGUUUUACUGAGAAGCCUCCGUCUUGAGAUGGCUGUCGGAAGUGACAUUGAUGGGUGAUUGUUACUGUAGAAAGUUUGAAACCUGUGAAAUAUUGCCUUCUUAACAACGAAUUUACAAAAUAUUUUUGUAUACUGAAUCAGUAUUACUGAUAUAUAUUUUUAUUAUUCAUCAUUGAUGAAAUAUGCAAGUUACACAACACUUCAAAACCAUGUUUUGAUUGAGGUCUUUUAAAUCUGUAUUUAUAUAGACAAGCAAAUUCGUGAAAUUUAUAUCUAUCGCUUUCCUGACAUAUUAUAGGUAAACAUUUUUGAAGUUAGAAGUAAUUAUGUUUAUCAUUUUAGCUUGAGAGAAUGAUAAAUUCUGUUAAAUCAAGGGACAAGAACUAACUUACGUAUAUAAAAUCUGAUUAUAAUCAGAUAAUAUUCAUGGGAGUAAUUGCAUGGAAAUAGCAGAAAACAAAAAUUUUCGUUGAUCAUGUGGCAAUCAAACUCUGGUCAUUAAGGCAUUUAACCUUUAUAUGAAAUUUGAAAAAAAAAACAGUUGACAAAUGUUCCAAUAAUUUCAUGGAAAUGAUAGAAAACAACAUUUUUCGCUAAUUAAGGAGCAAUAACUCCGUCAAAUAUAGUAAGGCAAAAGUUUUGAUGGGCCUUGGAUGAGCCCUUAAGCCAUUUAAUCUUUUAAACAAGUUUGAAGAAAAUCUGUUAACAAUUAUUCCAGUAUGGAAACGACAGAAAAUAAUGUUUUAGUUAAUCAAUGGGCCAUAACUCCAUGUAAAAAGGAGAGAAGUUGUAGUCAUUUACAGGUAGUUAGCAGGGUGAAUUGUUAUUCUAACAAUUAUUUCAACCUGCAGGGUAAUUCAUUACCAAUGCAUGUACAUUCAAUUUGAUGGUCUUUAAAAAUAAGUGUUAUGUUUGUUUAUUCUUUUUUGUUUUUGUUUUUUUGUCAAUUUGGAUAGUUUUCUUCACGUGCUUGAUGCUUGCCUAUUUAUAUCAUUAUUUUACCAAGUAUAUUUUUCAAUUACGUUCUGAUUGUAGAAUUUUAAAGUAAACUUUGAAGAGGUUUGAUUGACAUGUACUUGUAUGUGCUGACCCCUGUUCACAUUUCUGUGGAUUUUAUGGGUACUCCUGUAAGUUGUUGGACAUGCUUGUUAACAUUAGUGAAUUCUAUUAGUGUAAACUAAAAUGUCAAGUGUCCAUGAAACAGUACUUCAAAAAAUCUUUAUAUACAAAAGUAAAAAGAUACCAUAUUCACUAAUAAAAAAGUAUUACUUCGUUAACAGUGUACAUUUAUUAAGUGAUUAAUGAUAAGUGUGCUCAAGAUCAUGUGAAUUUUUAAAAUGUUAGUUUUUUGUCAUAAAGCCAUUUUUUUAUAUGAAAAUAUUUCUUUAGCAUAUUUCACUUUAUUUGCAAAAUAAAAAAAUACAGAAGAACUAAAUCACAUAAUAAUUUUUUAAAAAGUAAUUGGGUUUCCUGGUAUCCAUUAUCAUUUUUGUGUGUAUUAGAUAUAAAUAUUAGGACUGUCAUCGAUGUCUUUGCUGCUUAGGCAGCUAGUUGAUACGUUUGAGCGAAAACAUUAAUGCGUCUUCUGUAAAACAAUACAGGUAUCAUUUCUGUUUAAAUUAAACCUUCAUAAUGCUUGAUAUACACCACUGGUUUCCUAUUACAAUUAUUUAUAUAAGAUAUUAUUGUCUUAAAUGAUUAUAAGAUUUGUAAUUUAACCUUAUUGUGUUGAUAUCAAAGUUUUCUCAAUCAUUGGCAGCCCUACAAACAUUACAUCAAUUUCACAGUAAUUUGUCACAGUGUGGUUCAUUUGCCAUGUCACUUGAUUUUUUAUAGUUAAAUAUUAUGAGAUUCUGACAAUCAAUUUAAUUUUUGUGUAAUAUUUUCACUCGGCCAUAAUUCUGUGUUAUAGUUACAGGUUAAUAUGAAAACUGUUGAGUUUCGUUUAUUUUCUCUCCUAGAUUGGUGAAGAUUAAAAAUUUCUGUUGUUACUAAAAAAUAAUUGCUUUGUAUUUAUCUGGAAUUUUUUCUGUAUCUCUUUAACAGGAAUUAAAGAAUGAAUGUCUAGCAUAUGAUACUGUAAUUUUAAUCUGCAAAUGAUAUUUUUCUGUAUGAACUACAUGUAUAUGGCUAUUGCCUCCUAGCUGCCAUGACAUUUAAGUAUAAAUACAUACAUCUUACUCAUAGAACAUGGGUGUGGAUGUGGUUCAGUGGUAUAUUUAAGUUGCGGGUAUUUCUGGCUAGGCGAUCAGAUGCAGUAGAUCGUGAGUUGGAAAAAGCUUUUUUCAAUAAACCUCAAUUCAUUAAUCUAUACAUUUAAAAAACA
Pecten maximus is the source of this 3746-nucleotide messenger RNA. RefSeq lists its product as uncharacterized. Gene Ontology annotation, molecular function: ATP binding; protein kinase activity. The coding region runs from base 621 to 1478 and encodes 285 amino acids. Lineage: Eukaryota; Metazoa; Mollusca; Bivalvia; Pectinida; Pectinidae. Gene Ontology annotation, biological process: protein phosphorylation. The transcript has 11 exons. The record is from RefSeq and is a predicted model, not a curated record.